Molecule: messenger RNA, 1062 nt
Organism: Alternaria burnsii
Lineage: Eukaryota; Fungi; Ascomycota; Dothideomycetes; Pleosporales; Pleosporaceae
Product: galactose oxidase
Exons: 1
Coding region: 1-1062 (353 amino acids)
Molecular function (GO): protein binding
Source: RefSeq, a predicted model, not a curated record
AUGCUUUUUUCCAUAUUCAACCCUACCUUGUUGGCUGCGGGUCUGCUCAUCGCCGCCGCAUCAUGUGCACCAUCUUGUUGUUUGUCGCCUUCAUGGACACCACUUGCCCCUAUCCCACUUUCUCCUCGCCAAGAACACACGACUGUUUUCGUUCCGCCAUCCACUAUCGCAAUCCUCGGCGGCGUUGUCCCGUCCAACACUUCGUUUCCGCCUGUAUACACUACUUCGUUGAUGCAGUCUUACUCGAUCACAGACGAUAUAUGGAUCACCAAAGCCGGCAUGCCACGAGGACUAAAUCACGCCAAUGUCGCUGUGGUGGAUGGAAAGAUAUAUGUCUUGGGCGGUUUGGCGGAGACAGGCGAAGCGGACGGAGGAAAGAGGGUGUGGGGCGGAGUGCCCGACUCUUGGGUGUACGAUCCUGUCACUGAUUUAUGGAAGAUGAUACCAGGUGUACCCGCUGGGGAAGAAAGAGGUAGUGCAGCCGUCGGUACCUACCAGUCAAAGAUCUAUCUCGCCGGCGGCAUGACGGAACUUGAGCUGUUCGAGAACGGCACUCAGAAUAGCGUCUCAGUUGUUUCUAUCUUCGAUACUAACACGAAUACGUGGCUCUCCGUCCCAGAGGCUGCAAAGUAUUUGCCAGAAGCCCGAGAUCAUGCAGGUGCGGCAGUGGUAGGCGGAAAGAUGUAUGUUCUAGGUGGACGAGAUGACGGACAGGAGAACGUUCGCGACACGGUCUUUGUUCUUGAUCUCUGUGAUCUCCACGCCGGUUGGAAGACUAGCGCGGCGCGCAUGCCUACUCCUAGGGGCGGUGUUGCGGCUGGUGUAAUUGGAAAGAAGAUAUACGUCUUUGGCGGCGAGGGCAAUGCGCGAUCGGAAACUGGGGUGUUUGAUCAGGUUGAGGCAUACGACACUGUCCGGGACCGAUGGGUGAAAACUGGGAGAAUGAGGCUACCUAGACACGGAACCUACGCUGCGAGUGUAAACGGGAAAAUUUACAUUCCUGGGGGUGGCGUAAGUCAGAGCGGUGCGCCAGUGUCUGACUUCGACGCCUUUGUGUUGUAA